GUGCCUGUGACAUUUGAUGAUAUCUCCAUCUACUUUUCCACUCCGGAGUGGGAAAAAACUGGAAGAAUGGCAAAAAGAACUUUACAAGAAUAUCACGAAGGGCAACUACGAGUCUCUCAUCUCCAUGGAUGAUGCCAUGAAUCAACCUGAUGUCUUAUCUCCUAUUCAGCCAGAAAGAGAACAUACUACAGAGGACCAGGCAGGACCAGAGGAAAGUGAGAUUCCCACAGACCCCAGUGAAGAGCCUGGCAUUUCAACAUCAGAUAUUCUGUCUUGGAUCAAACAAGAGGAAGAGCCCCAGGCUGGGGCCCCACAGGAGACCAAGGACAGUGACAUGCACGAGGGCACCUAUGCUGAUGAAGAACUUGUCCUCAAAGCUGAAAGCCUUGCCAGAGCCUCCUUGUGCCCAGAGCUUCCGGUCACCUUCUCUUCUCCACCACCAGCAGCAAAGGAUACUUUUUCAGAUGUGACUUUCAAAGGUCAGCCCUCUGCAUCCAUGGCACCUUUCGGGCGUCCGGCUGCCGACCUGGCUGAAGCCUCUGAGGGACAAGUGACUUUUACGCAGUUGGGUAGCUACCCCCUGCCACCUCCAGCUGGGGAGCAGGUCUUCUCAUGCCACCACUGUGGCAAGAGCCUCAGCCAAGACAUGCUGCUCACCCACCAGUGUAGCCACACGGGUGAGAACCCGUUACCCUGAGCCCAGUGCCCGAAACACCUCCCCCAGCAGGCCGACCUGGGCAGCAGCUCCCAGCCGCAUGCUAGCGAGACGCCCCCCACCUGUCCACACUGCGCCAGGACUUUCACUCACCCGUCCAGACUCACCUACCACCUUCGGGUGCAUAACAGCACCGAGCGCCCUUUCCCCUGCCCUGACUGCCCCAAGCGCUUCGCCGACCAGGCCCGGCUCAGCACCCGGCGAGCUCACGCCAGCCAGCGGCCCUUGCGUUGCGCCCGGUGCGGCCGGAGCUUCAGCCUGAAAAUCAGCCUCCUGCUCCACCAGCGGGGGCACGCACAGGAGCGGCCCUUCUCCUGCCCGCAGUGCGGCACUGACUUCGAGGGCCACUCAGCUCCGAUCCGCCACCAGACGAUCCACACGGGCGAGCGGCACCCGUGCACUGACUGCAGCAAGAGCUUGGUGCGCAAGGAGCACCUGCUGAACCACCGGCGGCUGCACGCGGGAGAGCGGCCCUUCCGCUGCGCGCACUGCGGCGAGAGCUUCAUCCGCAGGCACCACCUCAUGCAGCACCACAUCCACACGGGCGAGCGGCCCUACCCCUGCGCCUACUGUGGCAGAAGCUUCCGCUACAAACAGACGCUCAAGGACCACCUGCGCUCCGGCCACAGUGGAGGCUGCGGGGGUGACAGCAACCACUCCGGACCGCAGCCGCCUGACCCGCCGGGGCCCCUCCUAACCGGGCUCGAAACCUCUGGCCUCGCUGUUAACACCGAAGGUCUAGAGGCCAAUCAGUGGUAUGGGGAAGGGAGCGGAGGGGGAGUUUUGUAA
Messenger RNA from Canis lupus familiaris (dog), 1504 nucleotides. Its product is annotated as zinc finger protein 398-like. The record is from RefSeq and is a predicted model, not a curated record. Lineage: Eukaryota; Metazoa; Chordata; Mammalia; Carnivora; Canidae. Gene Ontology annotation, molecular function: RNA polymerase II cis-regulatory region sequence-specific DNA binding; DNA-binding transcription factor activity, RNA polymerase II-specific. Gene Ontology annotation, biological process: regulation of transcription by RNA polymerase II.